CAUGUCGCCUUUAGUGGAACUUUCAAACGUUCCUCACUCUGAUAUAAGAACAAAACAAUUGGAGUGCAUAUUAACGAUUCUUCAUUCGAACGAUGCAGAUACACUAUAUCAUGCCUGGCCAUCUCUGCUUUGUGUUGUAGGCGCUUUACAGACGGAACAGAGCGAAGGGCUUGUUAGACUAGCCUUUCAGUCGCUACAGCUAGUCGUUGCAGAUUUCUUGUCGAGUUUGCCUUGCAACUGCCUAAAGGAAUGCGUGCAGGUAACUGCCAAAUUUGGUCAGCAGAACCAGGACUUAAAUAUUUCACUGACGGCAAUCAGCUUAUUGUGGAACAUCGCUGAUCACUUAUUUCAUAAUCGAGAAAAGAUCGAAUCGGAAUUAAAGGUAGAAAGCGAGGAUCAACUUCUGCCACCCUACGAUGCAUUAUGGAUGGUAUUGUUUACUAAAUUAGAAGAUAUUUGUGUAGAUGAGCGACCGGCGGUAAGAAAGAGUGCUGGACAGACCCUUUUCUCCACUAUUUCAGCACAUGCAUGUUCACUCGAUUUAUCCACUUGGCAUCAUAUCCUGUGGAAGGUGCUCUUCACGCUACUUGAGCACGUUAACGAACGAGCUGAAAAGGCUUCUGACGAAAAGAGUUCCAAGCAGUUGCCUAACAGCGGAAAUAUUUUAAUGCAUCAUUCCAGGAACACUGCACAUAAGCAAUGGGCUGAAACUCGAGUUCUAUCGCUGUCGGGCGUUGCUAGAGUUUUUAAUACUCAACGGCAUUUACUCCAGAAACUCGAGGAUUUUUUAAGAGCUUGGUCCUUACUUUUGGAGCAUAUUGAAAAAUCAGCUCUUUGUAAGAAUGCAGAAGUGUCUCUUGCCGCCCUCAAAAGUUUUCAGGCCAUCUUACAAUUGGAAGGAGCUGUUGAUUCAGUGGUAUCCGAUGAGCUUAGCCUUCUUCUUCCUGGAACAUCUUCAGCGGGGCUACGAUUAGCACCCCCUUGCGAUGAAAUCAUACCUCGAACGAUAUCAUCUUCUCAACAUCAACAACCAGAUGUUGUUCCCCAAAAAUCUUCACCUCCUAAAACUGAUACUAUAGCUCUAGAAGUCCGUACGAGCCCAUUAGAAGAUAAAACGUUGUGGUCGAGUGCUUGGAAAACUUGGCUUACGAUCGGAACAUCAAUUACUGAUAAUCAUGAUGUUUCGUUUAUACCUUCUCAAGCUUUUCUUUGUGCCCUCAUUCAACUAUUUCCCCAUUUAUAUGAUCAUGUUAAAAGUCGGUUUGCCUCAAUUGACCUUUCCAAAUUAUCGGAAGUUCUACGUCGGGCCCUCUCCUCUCCCAUAUCGAAUGAUACUUCCCCUCUACUCAAGCCCACAGACGAUUCAAUGUCACCAUUACAGGAGUCUGUCCUAGAAUCACUCAAAAUCUUACUGCAGAAUUGCGAGUGCCUUUCUAUGUCGCCGGAAUUAUUUGACUUAAUGCUGAAAUUCGUUCUCUAUGCCGUUGACUCACCUAAAUUAGCUAGUUCAGCUUCGACGUCACCGAUUAGUUGCUCUCAUUUUGUGGCUAUGGCUGAACAGUGUAUGGAACAAGUAGUUACUUUAUACGAGAAGACAGCUAAAAUGGGCGUUGUAAUUAAAAAAGGAGUCCUCGAAAAGAUAGUUUCAGUAAUGUUAUCUUUUAAUUCCUCUGGAACUGAGUGUGGCCUCUUUUUCGGAGGCAUUGAAAAUGAGCUAGAGUUAUUCUCAUUUGUUGAUGAUGACGUCGGAACGUCCGUAGUUGGAGGUGCUGUUGAGUUUGACGAUGAAAUGCUGUUUGAGGAAGGCGUCGUUGUUGUUGCGGUCAUAGAAACACCAUUAUUUCUAAUAUCUAUUGCCGCUAAAAUACUUGAGCCAUGGGUUGAAUGGACAUUUCCUGCGAAUGUUGGAUUUGUAGGCUGA
Dimorphilus gyrociliatus is the source of this 1921-nucleotide messenger RNA. Lineage: Eukaryota; Metazoa; Annelida; Polychaeta; Dinophilidae. The record is from the annotation of a GenBank genome assembly.